Halichondria panicea is the source of this 16896-nucleotide messenger RNA. RefSeq lists its product as uncharacterized. The coding region runs from base 165 to 16646 and encodes 5493 amino acids. The transcript has 68 exons. The record is from RefSeq and is a predicted model, not a curated record. Gene Ontology annotation, molecular function: ATP hydrolysis activity; ubiquitin-protein transferase activity; protein binding. Lineage: Eukaryota; Metazoa; Porifera; Demospongiae; Suberitida; Halichondriidae.
UGUCACAUGACGGAAAUUACCGUAGGCAGUUAAUUGGCCUCAGCUAGCUACGUCUAGUCCUACUGUAUACUGUACUAGUACAGCUAGCUCAAGCAGUGCACCUUUCUAGCAAGAAUUUAGUACUGAAGAGCCAACCAUAGGAAUAAAGCUUCUCUAGUUUCACAAUGGCUGAGAAGGAGCCUCAGCAAAGCUCCGUGGUGGAUCCCCUGGAGGGGAAUCCCCCUAUCUCAGAGGUCGGAGGUCAAGAGGAGGUGGACUUGGGCACAGCUAAGAGAAAGAAGAGCAAGAAACUCAAGCAAGACCCUCGGCUGAUUGUAGAUGGUCUUCAACUCAGUCUGAAAGCCAGCAAGCAGCCAUUUGUCUCCUACACCUACGCUCUCACAACCCUCAUGGAAAGUGGCAUCAAAAUAGAGACAAAACUGCUUGCUUCGGAACCGGUCGAAUCACAGCAUAUUCGCCUCCACACACUACAGCCUGGAGAGACCCUCAGCUCCAUUGCCAGCACGUACAGAAAGUCAUACACAGUGGCUGUCAUUCUCAUCAACACAGAGGACAGUUUGGAGCUACCCAUAGAGAUUGAGGACGGUGCUGUGAGAUCCAAAAAGACUACAUUUCCAAUAGCCCUCGUUUCGGGCAAGGACGGGAAAAGUUUGAGAGAUUUUGUGACUCGUCAUGAAACAGGAGAAUUGAGUGCUAAACUGGAGACAAAGAACCAGCCUCACAUCGAGUACAAGCGCCAGCCUAAGGGCGGGAGCUCGCCGGGGUCAGAGUCCACCGUGACACUCAGCACACGAAGGAGAGGGCUCAGUUUCAGAAGAAAGAAUCGUCGAUUACCAGUGAUCAACUUGAAAGAAGAGAUCAAGAACCUUAUUUUCCCCGUCAGUGGUCCGGUGUGUGUAUCGGAGGAUGAGGAAAAGUUCAAGCUCGUCAUGACCAUUCUCUACCAGUACGAACAAAUGAUCCAGCGUGGGGGGCAGACGUCCGGAACCCUGCUGUUCAACAAGCUCAUGAAGCACAUUGACGAGAUGUUUGCCAGGGACUUCCCCUUCUACCUCCUGGUGGCUUACAGAGCACACAAGAAGCAGUCUUGCUAUCUGUGUGAUGAGCUGAGGCCAUUUGUGAGGACCUGUGUGGACAAGUUUGAGCGUCUGGAGCCGGUCUCCAUCUGCAAAACACUCGAGACAUUCUUCCUCAAAGUUGAGGACUCCAACCUGAUGUUUGAGUCAGACAACAGCACCACCUCAGUGUACCUACUGCUGGAGGAGGCCUGCAUUGCUCUCAUGAACUUCUCCUUUAGUUUGCGGAGUCAGGAAGGCUCUGCUUCACUACACAAGGCUGUCUACUACAGAAUGCUCUGGAUUGCUACGGCCUACAAGUGUCGCACACAGAGAAGCACUGGACCCAGGGAGAAGGUCGACUACUGGAAGAACAACCUUACUGCGGCUGAGAACUUCACUCAACUCAACACGGAGGUGAUUCAGAGCCUCAAGAGAGGGGUGGAGUUUGGUCGUCUCCUCCAGCUGUCCGACGAGACCUCCUUCACCAGCUCAUACAUGGCAGACGUUCUCACCACCAAGAACAUAGUCAGACCAUUUCACCAACUCAGGGAGUUUGUGAUUGUGUUGGAACCGUACGUUUUGCCAGAGGAGGAUUUUGUCCGCCAUCUGUUAGCCCGCCCUCGAGAGUGUUAUCGCCAGGCAGGGGCGGGGAGCUGGAGACGAGCACAAGAGGAACAAGCACUUCUACUCAUCCUGCAAGAUGGCCUUGGUUUCCUGGACACUGUUCUGGAGGUUAGUCGCAAACGUCAGUGGACAAGUACACCUCUCCACACAGAGCUCAAGGAGUGGUGUAUGGUGCUGCUGGAACCAGUCCAGAUUAUCGGGGGAAAUGCAGACGCUUGUCUCAAGGAGUUCCUCUCUCAUAGGACAGGCGGAGUCACGAAACACUAUCAAGAAACCAUCAAGAGAGACCUGGUGCUCAAACUGGAGAUGAGCCUGGACAAGCUCUCAGUGGAGCAGUUUCUGCAAGUCUACAAGGCCUUCUACAUUUGGCCACCCUGGAUUGUACAGAAGUUUCUGGAGCAGUACAAGAUUCCCCAAGAGGUCAAGAUCUGUAGCAACACUUGGAAGGAGUUCUUUGGUGUCUUUGUGGAGAGAUUUGUCGAUGCCCAUCAUCACAAGUUUCUGCUCGAGUUCUUCCAGUCAGUGGCGCAGUGCUACCUCAUCCAAAACAGGAGCAAGGAAUUCAUUCUUGAUCUUCUACGAUUGGACGUCCCUCAACUCUUUGUGACCGCUCCCGAUGAAGGCAGUAUCUGUUCAGGGGAUGCCCCUAUUGACUUACUCGCUCUGACAGUGCCCGAAGAGUUUGUCCAGUUCCUGUCAGACUACAUUCAAAGGAACUCGUUGCGUGACGAUCUGCUAGACGACAUUCAGACCAUUUGGCGCUUGAUAGAUGAGCACAGUGAGUUCCAGAAGCUUGUACUGCAAGUACUCCAGCAGGAGCUGAUCCCAGAGUCAGGUUCACUACACGGACCUCUGAGCAAAUCGAUGAAGUUCCUCCUCAAAAACUGUGUCUCCACCAUCUGCAGUGGACUGGAUUCCCUCCACGAUCUCUCCUCAAAGCUCACCUUCUGCUGGGGUGUGGUCGGAUCAUGCUGCUUGAAGAUGCCACUCACUGAGAACUUAGAAUGGCUUUCCAUCUACUACUCUCUUAUAGACCAGCUUGGCCGUAUCUACUCCGUGUAUCAGUCUAAACAGGAGGAUGCAGAAACGAAGAGCAUACUAACAGAAGACUCGAUGUCUACUGAAGUCACUCAAUGUACUGACGAAGGCGUCGGCGUAUUUUUCAAGUGGAUAGCUCAAGCACAGCAAGUUUUGGGAACCUGGAGGGACAGGCUUAAAUCGAGGGAUGUGAAUUAUGAUGAUCUGGUUGUGUAUUCAAAGCAGUACAGUCAGAUCAGCCGUGCUGCAAUGGCUCUCAACUCUGGCGGCUUGGUGAUGGACAAUCAUGAGCUGAAGAUGAUGAAACAGGAGUUUCUGCAGCAGUUUGAGUUGCUCAAUCUGUUCCUGCUGCGCUAUGUGAGCGGUUGUCCCGACUUGCAGUGGUGCUCAAUGCUACACAUCCUCUCUGUGUAUGGAGUAAAUCUGGAGCCAAGGAUUCUUCUAGCCAUCAAGAAAUACGUCACGUUUCCAGGGGAAAGUCCCUACACACGUCGUAGCAACGCUCUGGAAACCCCCAUCCCCUCCAGCGUCAGCAACAACUUCCUGCCCCCUGGUGAAAUCCAACUGGAAAUAUCUCGCGAGUUAACGGCAUCAGCUCUCAAAAACCUCGUGGCUGCUUUUGCUAGUUUCAUUGAACCAGUUACAGAUUUGGACUUUCUGACUUUUUUCUAUCUUAGCGGGAGUGAGAUUUUUGAUAAACACCUCAAAUUGCAGCUAAGAAAACUGGACAAAACAAUUGAACCCAGCUCUGCCCCCCAACCAUCAAUGUCGUCUCUACUUUCGAUCCAGUCCAUCACCCUGGAUGAGCCGGCUGUGAGAGCUGUGCACAUCACACACCUUGCACGAGCACUCGAGAACACUAUGGACUUCAUAAAACGUCUGAUUGUAGGUAGUGCUUCGUACAUUGAGAUUGUUGCCGAGGGCUCCCUCAGUUUGCGAUCACUCGAUAUCGAAAAGGAGUUUGAAAUUCUCGCACUUUACAGUGAUUUUGCCAAAAUUGACACGGACAAUGCCAAAGGAUUGGAUGGAGUGAAAGCAAUGCUACAGCUGUUCCAGUACACGCGUCACAUUCAAGUGAUCCACUCUGUGUGCCAGCAGUACAACCUUACCAAUUGCCUUAACGACCCAGAUCUGAACUCACUCACUGAACUUGUGGAAACUUUGGAGGAGAGCAGAGACGAUCUCACUGCCAAAGAUGCCAUUGACAAAAUGAAGAACGUCACCAAGGCUCUCUGUUUAGAAACGGGCCAGAGCCUUCGUUUCCUCGAUCUAUUUAGUGCCGUACAGGACAGCUCUGAUUUCCACCGAUUUGUAGUUCAAGAGAAGCAGUUUGUUGGUCAGCAAGGGCAAGAGCUGUUUCAACAGCAGUUUGAAUUGAUCAAGACACAGCUUCAGCACGAAGAGUACAAUGAGGCUGUAUUAAAUCAUCUCUACGCGGCCUUCAAGCUCAUCAAGCCGUUCACAAACACUGAGCAAAAUUUCUCGACAUUGAUGGUGUCUGUGGCCAGCCUCAACGCUCUGGAUGCUCGCAGGCAACUAGACACGGUCAACAGGAACAUCAAUCUCAUUCGACUCUGGUUCUCUAGAGCAGAAGGUGAUACUCUCCAGGGGGUAUCAACCGAGCUACGUUGCAUCCUAGCCUCAGGGUACUACACAUUUCUGUACUCUGCCAGCUCCACCCCUCUCAACAACGUGUGUGGCUCCAUGCAGCUGCACUACAUACCCCACUCGUCACUCUACCAGAACGUGGGGGAGGUGGGGGAAUCCCCUUCAAAACCCACGGAGGAUCGACGGAACCACGAGGCAAUUGGAGACUUUGUGAUGAAGCUGGGGUUCCUGGACUCAGAGGGUGAAGCUGGCAGCGAUAUCAGCCAUUUCCUGCACAUCAAUCAGACCGCUACCAAGUUGCUUGGUUUGUACUCCAAACUGCGUGAGCUGGGUCAUCCCAACUUCCUGGGCUCUCCCAUGAAGACCAACCUCCGCUGCUCCCUCUCUCUGGACCAGGCCAAUGAGAUAGUUAGUGAUGCUGCUCAGCUGUUGGUCACCUGGGAGAAGGAAGUGGCUAAUCUAAGAGCCGAGUAUGAACAGCUGCUUUAUUUCUCCGUGCCUAAGCUGUUGCAUCUGUAUCAAGGCCUCACCGCUCAUCAGCCCAACCUCACUGCUGUCGUGCAGGAUGUGAGCUUCCUGUUUGAGAACAAACCACACGUUCAGGCACAACUCAGGAACUCUGUGAAGGAUCUGCUGGAGGCCCAGUCCCAUCUCAAGGAGGAUCGUACGCGUAGCACGCCCAUGCAUGUUGUAGGAGCCUUCCUCAAGUCUCUCCUCACCAACCUGGAUCUCUCCAACAACUCUCUCAAGAGGCGGCGUCGUGGAUCAGUGUCCUCCACCGUGUCACGCUCCUCAUCUUCUGGGCAGUCCACUCAUAUUCUGCACUCCUGUGCUGCGUUCACUCAAGGCCAACUGCUCCGUCUCAUCAUCUCCAUAUAUGGAGGUGUCCCUGAAGCCUUUGAAGUGUACCACUGCCGCCCCACGAGCACGGAGGAGGAGCUGCGACUCUUCAUGAACCCCAAGAGAGCCACAAAGAGACCUUUCCAGUACCUCAUUCUAGAGAUCAACAAACUGCCCUACAGACUACAGGAGAUGUUGGUGAGGAUCCACUUUGACCUGAAGGAGGCGGUGGUAUUAUCUGACGAGGCUGAGAGUCCAUGUGUACAUUUUGUGGAGACUGGUCCUUCUCUGCUGCAAGAAAUGCCAUGGCUGCUCAGAAUGGACUACAAGGGAAUUGAACCUCAGCUGGACUUUGCCGAGGCCUCCUCCACCAGUAAGAAUGCUGCUCUGCACUCUGACGACUUCAGCUACCUGCAACUUGUCUAUGGCAAAGCUGGUGAUGGCAAGACCCACUACAUUGAGAACCAGAUGCGUCAGUGCUCUGAGUGCCUGAGGGUGGCGGUCAACGAGGCCUUCACACCACUCUCCACUAUUCAGAAACUGGCCGGGAUGGAGUUUGAUGAUUCAGAGCCAGCUGUGUUCUUUAACUUCACCUUAUUGCCUCCAGGGGAAGCAGUGAGUGAGAACGAGAGGAGUCACUACUUUCAGCUCAUAGAGAGCAUCAACUGGUUCUUCUUUGACCUGUUCAUCCUGGGCUAUGUGGAGGACCCAGUCACUGGCCUCUCCUUCAGGUUCCCAGGAGGGUUCAAGAUAGCCAUCUACGUUGAGGUUCCAUCUCGAGUUCAAAUGGACCCGACUGCCUCCCUCAAGGCCUUCUAUGAGGACAUUCCCUCUCUGAGUCUCCUGGGGUCAAAAUACUUUGUGGAGUCUGCCACGCCCUUUGUGGUUGACCCUGACGUCCAGCUUGUGUGUAAGUACCUGAGGGCAUUCAAGACUGGGGGCUCUCGUGGCAUUGACCGACUCUACAAGGAAUCUGGUGGUCUGUUCGGUGGGCGUAAGCAAGGUGUCCCGAUCAAGUUCAGUUUGGACUCUGACCUUAGCGAGGGAGAGUGCCGCAAGCUGUUGAACAGAUACACUCCAGAAAACAUGAAAGCAAAUAAAGCCACUCAGAAACUCUUCAUCAAGUACAUGAAGAGACGCUGUGCCUUCCUCGACAACUGCCCCGCCUUCAACUACAACUCUGGCUCCACCGAGUACCUGGUGAGCGCUAAUGGGGAGAAAAGAAAGAACGACACAAAGGAGCUAGGCUCCACUCUCAUGGACACAAUGCUCAAGGAGGUCAGCGAUUUCUGUGACCCCUUCAUCCGCGAAGAUUGGGCCCUCAAGCCUCACCACCAGCUGAUCUAUGACUUCAAGGAUGGUGGUGGUACCAUCGGACUAAUGUCCUUACACCCUGACCAGAUACCCAAGGAGGACGUGGACAAGUUCAAGAAGAUGGGCGUACGGAUACCCUCCAUGUUUGACCUGUACUCUCGUGAUUGCCUCGACUCUCUCCUCUCGAGGGCUCUGGACGUUCCUCUGAACAAGAAGGGCAGACUCGCCAUUGUUGACGAGUGUCGUUACGUUCUCACACUUGACUUUGCACUCAAGAUGCUCAACAUUCACGAGCGUGCUCAGGGGGGAGUCCCUGUCAUUAUCGAGGGAGAGACGGGAGUGGGGAAGACUGCACUCAUUGAGAUGCUCUCCAGACUAUGGAACUACUCACUGUUUAACACUUGGAAUGUGUACAAGGAAAGGAUCAUGGACUUCAUCAAGGGGAAGAUUCAAGAGCUCCCUCCCUCCUCCUUCAAGAAGCACUCUGGCAGUAUGGAGUCAGUCCUCUCCUUUGCAGACAGCAGUAGCCUACGUGAGGAUGACCUGAUGCAGAUUGCUGAGAUACCUCUACCUGGGGAAGGAGAGAAGCAAUUCUUUUCUGUCAUCAGAGACCAUCUGAUGGAGCUUGCCGGAGACCCCAUAUUGUCCGUGUUAGAGCCACGCUCAGAGGAUGAUGAUGGACGCCUCACAGUCUCGCAAAUGGUGGCAUCAGCACAGUUCAAGGACAAUUCAAAGGACAUCACCCGCCUCCUGUACAAGUUCCUCAACUGUCGAGUGCGUACUUUGUUCUUCAAGCUCAACGUACAUGCAGCCCUGCAACCAUCUGAGAUUAUUGAAUUCUUUUUGCCCAUCUUCGAGACGGCUAAAAUGUUGCAGAAAGCGUACGAGAGAUUCACUACACAAGUCAAAGUGCCCUUCAUCACGGUGUUUGUGGAUGAAGUGAACACAUCGUCGUGUCUUGGUCUCUUCAAAGAGGUCAUCAUCGACAGAACACUCGAAGGAGAGCCUAUCCCCAGCAACAUAUUUAUCGUGGGUGCUUGCAACCCUCACCGUGGGAACAGCCUGGCUGCCCACGGGAGUCAGGAGACUUGGAUAAGAGGAACUUACUAUGUCCGACAGCUUCAUCCCACCAUACGUUGCCUCAUGUGGGACUAUGGGGCACUCGGGGAACAGCAAGAGAGAGACUAUAUCCUCGCCAAAAUGAAGCUUUCGAAUCAAGACGACACCGCUAAUGCUGAUCUGGCUAAUCUCACAGAACUCAUCGUGCUUAGUCAGAACCUUAUGAGGAAGUAUGCUCUCGAACAGCUCAAGGAUAUCGGUCUUUCCGAUGCUAAGGCAUCCGAGUAUUCCCGGAGCUGUGUAUCUCAGAGGGAUAUUCAGAGAGUGUUUACCUUCUACAAAUGGCUCUAUAAGAUGUACAUGAAAUACCAGCCUUUUGGAACACUGUGCGACUACAAUGUACGCGCCGUAGCCGUUGCCCUGGGCCUUGUCUACUAUCUACGUUUGAACAACGCGUAUCGAAAGAAGUAUAGUGAAAUUUUAGACCACGAAAUGGCCCCCUCUCAACUUUCCUUCACCAAGACUUUCAAGGAGGAGCUCGAUUGGUACAUUAAUCACAUCGAUCUGCCCACAGGCAUUGCCAAGACUCGAGCUCUGAAAGAGAACCUAUUUGCAACCAUAGUGUGUACCAUGACCCACACCCCACUGGUCAUUGUCGGCUCUCCAGGCUCCUCCAAAACACUCUCCUUUAACCUCACACUGGCAAACUUGAAGGGACAAGAAUCCAAAGUCCCACAGUUCAGAGAAACUGAGAUUUUCAAAGCCCUCGAUCCUCAGAUCUACCAAUGCUCUCGACGUACAACUUCUAAGGAGAUCACGACAGUUUUCAGUCGAGCUAUCAAUCGUCAACGCACUCACCAGACUAUUCCACUGCCAGUCUACUGUGUGGUCUUUAUGGACGAGGCAGGCCUACCAGAGGAGAGCCACGAAAGCCUCAAGGUACUACACUACUUCCUGGACACGCAGGAAGUCUCUUUUGUGGCCAUCAGUAACCACGUUCUGGACGCAGCUAAAACAAAUCGAGCAGUCAGUCUGUUCCGCCCUGAAGCCACCCGUGAAGAACUCACCACUCUGGCUAAAGGCUGUCUUUGCAGUACACCUGAAAUGCCACCUCCAGAACUUAGAAAGGACAUGACUAUCGUGGCUAACUUCUGUACUCCGUAUCUCACUCUCAUGUCAAAGCCGCGUUUUGCACGAUUCUUUGGCCUUCGAGAUUUCAUCAAUUUCAUCUCUUACCUUCGUCGUAAGCGUAAGGACAUGCUCGACCCUCAGCUGGUUAUGGAGGCCCUGGAGAGGAACUUCAAUGGAGUCAACAAUGAAGACUUUGAGUACAUCUGCAAGCUAUUCCUCAGAGCAGUCAACUCUACUCCCAACCAAGUGAUGUCCCGGAACAUUCUAGACAUUCUAGUCUCCACCAUGCUUGACCACCCCGAGGACGCUGGGGCUGAGAACGAGAUGAGGUACAAGCUGAUCAUUGAUUCAAGCGAUGACGGCUCACUUGUACGACUUCUCUUCUCGACUGGCGUACUACAGAGGAGCAACACACGAGUGUAUGUGUGCAGUGACUUCCCUGGAGAUGCUGAACUGCAGAAAGUGAACACUAUAGCUGCCAUCAGACACUCUGUCACCGAGGGCCACACUGUAGUCCUCUCUCAAACUGACUCCAUUCACGAGAGCUUCUACGAUCUCUUCAAUAGACGUUUCCAUCGUAUCGACGCUGCGUCUGGGCCUCGUUACUAUGCCAACAUUGCCAUUGGCGCUCACAUCAAGCCUUGCCGAGUGCACAGUGACUUCGAUUGUGUGGUGGUCGUCAAACAAAGCGAAGUCGAGAGCAUCCCUCCGCCAUUCUUGAACCGUUUUGAGAAGUACUACCUCUCCCAUGAGCUGGUACUAGAGGCCACACUGUGCAAUGUACCACCUGCAAUGGCCGCUGUCCUCAAGGCUGCUAUGCAGAAGGCUGGAGAGUUUGUUGAGCAGAUCAGUGGGUCCACAUCUCUGUAUGGCCUUCAGAAGGAGACACUCUACUCGCUACUCAUGAGUCUGCUGCCUCCCCUCAAGCAUGACUAUGAGGGUCAACACAGCCCCCUAUCUGGUCAGACUCAGCCCACUGACGUAAGAGAGCGAUUGAUGCAGGCACUCAUGAGAGCUCUCAAGGAAAAUGCUGGAUUCCAGAUACCCUCAUAUUCCGACGAUGAGGUUCGUGCAGACACUGCCGAGGUGAUGGAGAUCAUUAUGCUCGACUCUGAGUUCUCUGGUCAAAUCCUACGUCUAAUGAGCAUGGAAUCAAAGACAGAGGUCACUCAAGUCAUUCACAAUGCUGUCAAAGAUGCUCUAGACCUACUCCACUAUGCCAAAACACUUGACGUUCCAUCCACGUCAGCAAAUGCGUGUAUGGUCAUAUCGAUGCUCACACAUUGGCUUGUGCGGUACUUGUGUAAGAGAGUGAUGCAGUUGAUGACCUCUGAGGCUUUGUGUAUGCAUCACAGGAGAAUCCCUGCCUCCUUCAUCCAGUCCUAUCUGAACCAUCAGCACCACUUCAGUCUGAGGGAGCUGCUCGAGACACAGUCGAAGAAACUAGAGGAGCAAGACUCAUGUGCGGCUAACAAGCUGGUGUGCUUCAUGCGAUCCUCCUCCCCCCUACACCAACUCCCCGCCCAGUACCCCACCCCCGACCAUCAACGAAGCCCUGGCGGUGACAACAAAUCUCUACUACGAGAGCUAGUCUUCACAAACACACAGGAACUAGUUGUACACAAAAUGUCCUCAAUCACAUCCUUUACGAAUGUUAACGACCUCUUGAAGAGCUUUGCGCUCUCGAGUACACAGCGCGUACUAGUGGUCAUAGUCAACAUGGAAGACACUACCAAAGAACUUGUCAAUCACUUGAGAAUCAUGAUCGAAGAGAACGAAAGCAAAUACGCCUCUGGAAAGAAACUAUUUGCACUGCUGCUCCACUUUCAGACCUGCAGACCGACGAGCCCCUGCUACCCAGUCAUGUUUCUACCAGGCUGGGACUUUAACUAUCUCGAAAUGAUUGGCUACAGUCCACGAGGAGGUGUGUUGGACAUACGGGAUUGGUUCAGGCAAUGCUACGGCAAAUCAUCGCUCCCUGAUCAUUCCAUAGCCCCUCAUCUGAGUGCCCUCCUCCACGAAGCUAUCCCUGCCAUUUCCUCGCGUGUCUAUUUCCGAGAGCACCCGGAGUCGCCAUUCAACACUGCCAUGAGGAUACCAGAGAGAAAUCGUGCUUUGGAGAGACUAUUCUUUGAUAAAGGAGUGGGUGAGGUUUUGUGCCAGAGAUUCAACUCUUACUGGACACCGAGCGUAAUGGUUGAGUAUUUAGAGAAGGCUGCUCUACACGCACAGCAGCACGAGUCGCCAAACGUGAUUGACAACUUGCAGACCAAUUUCAAGAGUUUGUUUGUCGAUUUCCUCGUCUAUAUGGUCCAAGAAAUGAACAAAGGAAUGAACAUUGAUGUUCUCUUCGACCCAGACUCCACACAAGAUACGAUCAAGCUCUUCCUCGAUAUCCUUCGAGUGUCUCCCAUCCCCAAACUCCCAGAAAUCACGAUGCUACGAAUUGCAAACGACACGUCAGCCCAUAAGGAAAGCAAGGAGAUUCUCUCUCCUCCGAAAUUCCCAUAUUUUGCUCAAGUUUCUAGCGGUAUUGAGCGUUUGGUAGACCAGACUCAGCGGGACUUCAACCAGAGCAUUGAUGCAGCUGAUGACCUACUGUCUGUAUUGCAGUGCUCAGAGCAGGACAGGGCCCAGACCAUGAGCAGUCUAUUCAAGAGUCUGAUCGCCAGGCUUUCUGAAGUCUCACAGGGUGAUGAGAGCACCCCCCUCUCUGUCGGACUGAAGGCACUGCUCUCUCUCAACUCUCACUGGGUCAAAUACGUAGAGGACUUCACUCACCAAAAACUACUCCUUGAAUUCGGCAACUCUGGAACAAGUGACAAAGUUCGCAGAGCUGCUUUUGGGGACCUCGAAAACCGUACUCCAGUACAGCGUCUUGCUGUCCUGCACGUGUAUGUGUACAUCCACAAGCUCAACCUAGCCAAGCUGGUGUCAAUUCUACGCCCUCUCGACCAAUUCGAGGAUGCUGUUCUCACUCUAACUUCCCUGGCCUCUCCUGCUGACACCACCAAGUCUCUGCUGGCUAGUGUGGAAGAUGGGAGUGAUCUCUUGGGCUGCUCUGAGGCUCUGAGCAGCUUUAUCAUUAGCACGCUGUUCAAGGCUAUAGCUUUCAUUAGCAUGACUUACUUUGCUCAGGGAGAAAGGCAGUUGCUGGAGAAAGAAGUGGAGCAAGUUAAGAUCUGGUUCAAGGCAUACAGAGAUGUUAUGUCAAUGCCGUCUCUACGUGAGCACCUAUACACGAGUCGCUCCCCUAGGACAGAGGCUCAGCAUUCAGCCAUGCACCUCCUCUAUCUGAUGGUCCGCUGCCGACCACUGGGGGACGUAGGGACCUACCAAUGUGGACUACACACAUUCAAUGGCGUCUUCAAUAAGUUCUUCAACACAAGAUGUGAACUCCAAGGCUCUGCUCCCCGACUGGAGCAUCUAGCGGCGGCCAUCAUGGAGGGACUUCCCCUUCUCCCACUGUGGGACCUCCCUCAAGCCCGGGGGAUACUCGAGGGUCUACUCUCCCACUCCUUCUCUCAGUAUCGUACCGUGUACCACAGCCAGGACAUGGAGUGGUUCCUAGAGCUGGCUAAUGGUCAGAAGAAAUGGCAGGCCACCUAUAUUAUGGAUGGCAUCUAUGAGUUUGAGUACUCAGAAGACCUGAAUGCCGUGCUGGGGGAGCCAGAGAGUCCAGAACACCUCACUCUGAGCAAGCUGGCUGCCUUGCUACCCACCGCUCUGUUCAAGUUCUAUCUUCGUCGAAUCAUACUCACGAGUAUUAAGAGCACUGAGGACCCUAUACAAUCAGUGCUGCUCUUCUACAACAAGACUGAGGCCCACAAGUUGAUCACCAAGGUGCUGUGCUCUAACCCUGAACUGGGACGGUCUAGCCCUUACGUGCCGACCUUCUACCAGCUCUGUGACUACAUCUCUCCAUCUCCCUCCUCUGAAAACAAGUUGAUGCAGCAGCCACUGGCCCACCUCUAUUUCCUCACUGUCAUGGAGGACCUCAAGGACUCUAACUUUGGGCUGGCAGGACUGGUCAAGACUGUGCAUAACAUCUCUAAGUGUGAGCACUGGUUUGAGGGUCACGAGUGUAACUGCUGUGACGACCAGGUCACUGACACACACAGUACUACAGGCUGUCAGCUAGUGCUACUACACAUAGAAGAGCAAGCACUCACUCAGGUUAUCAUCAAGGAAGUGGCCAGACACCUCGACCCAGCCAGCCCCUCCAAAACCAACGCUUUGUUUGCUGUUCUGACUGAGGUGAAUGCUAUCCUGGAUGACAAGUGGAUGGGGGGUGGCAAUAUUGGUGGUCACGGUCUAACACUAGCCAUGCAUCUUCUCAGAGAAAAGAAGAGUUUCCACAAGUUCAUUGCCUGUCUCACGACUGACUUCAACACUCUCAAUGAUGGCAUCAACUGUCUACUGCCCUUCCACCAAGCACUCGCCACUCCGGCUCCUGUUUCUAUCAAGCCAGAUUCUCAGACCUUCAUGCCGUAUCCAGAGCUAGGGUCAGAGUUCACUUCCUUAUAUGGGCGUAUCGUGGGUGGGAUGAACGCUGUACACUCUUCACACGGCUCCUCUGCCAAAUCCAGAGAAAAGGAAUUCAUUCGACUAGCUGACGAGUGUAUACAUGGAGAGCUGGGUGUGUUGACACCAUCAGGAGGACAGGCUGCCAUGAACAAGCAGGCCGCCUUCAGGACAGCCCUCUGGCUGGUGACUUACAACGAGUUCUUCAUCAAGAAGAGGCAGUCCAAGUCGCUGGUGCAAGUGAUUAGCAAUCUCUCCAAGAAGGUUGGCUCUACCUUUGUCCAACUGAUCCAAGCGUUUCUAGACCCUGAGCUAAUAAACCGAGGUGGAGAUGGUUUGGGAGAGUCAAUGCGGUCUUCUCACCUGUCACCACUAAUGGGCCUGUUCACUGGAGCCAGUCAAGAGAAUUCCUCGAUGGCUGACCUCCAACGUGCUCUGGUUCACCUGAUUACUGCCUCUCUGGCUGCUCCUCCCAACACCACCAACCUUUGGUGCCUCCUGUUCAACCCAGAUCAUCUGACUGGCUCCUACCUGCCGGGAUUCAUGUACGACUCUCCAGUUGGGCCUGAUGACCAGUUCUAUGGUUACGGGGUGGAGCUAUCCAACGAGGGAUUCUACUCGUGUAUGGACUCCAUCCAGCACGUCACUCGUGGCACGUACAGUCUACACUCCCUCUACUCUCUCCUGUGGGUCAACUUCUCCUCGCUCUUUGUUUCCCUUCUCACGCAACCCGGCUCUAAGGAGAGGUUGUCAGGGCAACUGUUCUCGAGUGGUGACACUAUAGUGGAGCUCUGCUCUGCUCAGAUGAUGAGAUUAUGGGAUCUGCUGUGUAGUGGAGUGAACGUGUCAGAGGAGGAGAGAUCGCUGCUUGUGGGGGAUUGUCUCAACAGGUUUAUUGAGCAACAACUGAUCAGGACUCCUGAUCUACGAGGGAGACUGGCCUCACCCACUGAGCGUGACCUCUACGAGAGGAACUGGCACACCAAGGUCUUCACACCGUCCCUGAGCUCAGUCAAGACUAGGUUUGAGAAGUCAAGUGCUUUCCUGACAAUACCCCUGAUACAGAAUGUCAUUAAAUUGGACUCGCGCUACCCAUGGGCUCCUGGUGUCCCCUCCCUGACGGACGUGGUCCUCUCCUCCAACACCACAGCUGACUCUGCCCACCCCCUCUACCCCCUUUCACAGUUUGUCAUCGAGUAUCCACGGCUACGUGUGGGUAUGGACCUAUUGCCGUCACUAUUGGAGCUUUAUCAAUGGCUGCAUUCUGAGCUCUGCUAUGCCAUGUCGUAUGAGCAGACCACCAAUAUUACGCUGGGUAGGCUCUCUAAAGUGCUGACAAGGCACUCCAUGCUUACCAGCAUCAGCAAGCUCAAAGAGCUGUUCAACCGCUAUGUCCAGUUGACCGGUUGCACUGGCCACCUAGGCCCAGUCACGCUGGGUGAGAACACUCCCCUCCUGCACCUGCUCUCCUGCCCCAGUGAGCACAACACUGACCUAUUGUUCACCGUCAUCAAGGAUGUGAUCACAUUCCUGAACCAGUUCUUCGAGGCACAGCUGAGAGUAUUGAAGGAGUGUGGUGUCAACGAAAGCCUCCUCCCCUCAUCACGGCGUCGUGUGCCUGUCAUGGAGUUUGUUCAUCACUAUAUGCUCAUUGCACAAGCAAGGAGUUGCAACGACCUCCUCCAGCUGAUCCACGGACGCACCCUCCUCCCGCCUGCCUACCCUCCUACAUCAGACGCAGAGCCUCGACGAACACACAGCUACCUCCCUGGACAACUGUCCACUCUCAUUGACCUCCAUCCCCUUCAAGAUGACAUUCUCUCCCUGUGUGUGGUGGGUGUGCCUCUCAUCGAUCCUUCCUCCAUCGACUCUCUGAGACUACCAUUCAAGUUUAAGGAGGACACUACCUCCAACACACUGCAACAGCUCAAACUACAAGACUAUGCAAGUGAUUUGGAAAGUAUUGCCAGCAAACUACCAGAUGCUUUCAAGGUACCCCUGGACGACACGUACCGCAAGAGGCUGGAGUAUGAGUUCCAUUGUGCUGGCUACCACACUGUCAUGGAGGUCAUCAGUGGACUCAGGACGGCGAUAGGUCACCUCAUUCAAGACGUUGCUGAUGACAACAGGAGGGGUGAGCUGGUGACUGUGAAACUACCAGAGUACCUCGUCUCUCUCUAUGAGUAUGACCCUCAGAACAGUGCCACUGAUGUCUUCCACGAGAUUGGCAUCAACAGCUUGUCUCAGGCACAGCACGCUUGUCUGGACAGCCUCUCUCUAGACAACCUCUUCCACACCCGAAACAUGUUUGUACGAUGGGCAGAGGAAGGACUCUACGAUUUCUGCUCCCUCCCGUUUGGAGUUAAGAAACACUUGAGUGAAUCUAAUGAGCAAGCACUGGAUCAGUUGCCUAAACGUUUUAAUGGCUCCCCUGCCGAGCUGCUCAAUUCCCUCCGCUCAUUGGUGGACGUAUUGGUUCAUUUGGAGCCAAGUAUUGUCAAAGCUGCCACAAGCACACCUCAGAAGAGUCUGAUUGACUACCUGGAGAAGCUGAAGGUGUGCAGCAAUAUAGAGGGAGUGCAUGACAUCAUCCCAGCCAACGUCUGUCUGGAGAACUAUGUCUCACUCAGACUGGUCAUGAGGAGGCUCAUCACCAGAGUACAGAGAACCCGCUCCCAGUCCGAGCUCUCCACUCCCGAACCAAUUGAGGAGAAGUGGAACGAGUUUAUAUCCGAUUUGUGGGAGAAGAGGCUCCAAAAUUUCAGGCGUACCGGCUACAACGUCCGUACCUUUCCUGCCUCCACUUCGAAGGCCCCUGAGACGAUUGACGUCACUGAGUCUUACUCGACCAUUCUCAAUGAGCUCAUUCGUUUCACAUCAGAGAGAAACCUCCUCGACGCCUUUGCUGAAGAUGAGCUCAACCUAUCAGGGUCCCUACUGGAACUACCCACCACUGAGGAAGCUGAGGAGUCCAUCACUGCUCCACUCAAGCAGCCAGCUAUUUCAGAUGAGGAGCUACUGCGAUUGGCCAAGAAGGUGUCAGUCGAGCAAGUGGUAGAGUUCCUACAGAGUGUACAAUUGGACCAGUAUGCUACCACUUUCGAGGAAUCUGAUAUCAGUGGGGAACUUCUGAUGGAGUUUCAAGACGCAGAACUUGAAGAAAUGGAAAUCGAUAGUCCUCUUGAUAGACUUAAGAUCGUCGUGUUCUUUAAACGGUUCUUAAUGGAGUCUGAAGGUCUCCAGCAAGAAAACAUUGUAUCUCCCAGCGAAGUUGCGAAGGUUUUAAAUGAAUACCGACAGUUGAAGGAAUAUGCCAAAGCUUUCCUGGAGAACCGUAUGGACAGCGAUCUUAUUGGAAGUGCUAGUGAUGAAGUGUUCCGGGAGUUAGGAGUGGAGAAAGGGGCACACAGGUUGAUGAUUAGGAGCAAGUUUAAUGCUAAUAUCAACUAGGAGUGUAGCGAAUAAACUGAACUAACUAUUAAUUAUUUUGUGUAUAAUAAUAAUAAUUUAUGUAUUAAUUAAGCACUGUGCAAACUUUGUAUUUUUAUUACCUGAUCACGCUGUUAGGAGUCAUUGCCCAUGCAUGUGUAUACACAUGUGGCUUGCUUGUCUGUGUACGUGCUGUUAACUAUUAUAUAUACGACGUUAUUUUGCAAUUUGUGUUACUUGAAUAUAUAUAAUAAUUGUCUGUUGAACUAAA